Molecule: messenger RNA, 1355 nt
Organism: Cladocopium goreaui
Lineage: Eukaryota; Dinophyceae; Suessiales; Symbiodiniaceae
Source: the annotation of a GenBank genome assembly
GGAGAGUUUGGAAGUUGUCAUUGUGCUGGCCAUCAUUCUGCAAUUCCUGACCAAGAUGAAACAAGACGGACUGCUGGAGGAAUCCUUGUACUACAAGUUUCGUCGCGAGGUGUGGGUCGGUGCGGGCUUGGGCUUCGCCCUGUGUCUGGCCUUUGGUAUCGGCUUUUUGGCGCUGGCGUCGCUGGCGUACAACUUGUUCGAGGGCGACAACGAGCGCAUCUUCCAGUUCUGCAUGAUGAUGUUGACCUCAUUUGUGCUCACCUUUCUGGCGGUCAACUUCUACAAGAUGAUCUUCACCAAGGAAGCCCACGAGCGAAAGAUGAAGAAGCAGAUGGAAGAAACCCUGGAAGCCACCCGUGAAGCGCGCACAAUGCAGGUGGGCUUCGGCAAGAAACACGCCUUCUUCGUCUUGGCCUUCACCACGGGUCUCCGCGAGGGCUUGGAAUCCAUCGUCUUCCUGGUGGGCGUCAUCUCGGAUGUGAAGGACUUGAGUUCCCUGCCCAUUCCCAUCAUCAGCGCCCUGAUCUUGUCGCGCCUCGUGGGCUGUUGCUUCUUCCAAGGCACCAAGAAGGUGCGCGUGGAUUGGUUCAUGCGCGGCUCCGCCAUCCUUCUGAUGUUCAUCGCCGCGGGCUUCUUCAGUGCUUCAAUGCACCAGCUCCAGGAACUGGACGUCUUUGGCGUGUGGAGUCCACGGGUGGACCGGCCCUGGCAGAAUCGCCACGUCUGGGAUGCCAGGGAGUGCUGCAAUGACAAGACCAACCGCUUCUUCGUGUUGAUGCGUGCCCUCUUUGGAUGGCAGGAUCAGGCCACGCCCAUCGAGAUCUUCGCCUGGCUACUCUACUGGCUCAUCGGAAUGCUCCUGGUGGGCUGCAUGAUUCACCGCGCCAAGAAACAGCUGAAGAAGAUGACGGAGGAGUGGCGCAAACAGGACGAAACCGCAGCCAAUGCGGCCAGCGCUGCGGCCAGUGGUGCGGCCAGCGGUGUGGCCAUUGGUGCCAAAGAGGAACCGGAGGUGGGCCUCUGAAACGGCGGCGCGUCGUUCCGCCGCGGCGUAGUUCGGUGAUCCCGAACAGUGCCAGGGUGGCCGUGAUUUUUUGAAUGGUGGCAGCAAAAUUCCACCAAGUCAUCCCUGGUGAUGCGGUGGGUGAAGCUGUUGAAACUGACAUUCUUGUCAUCCACCACUUGUGAAGAACUGCGGGAUCCCCCGGGUUGAGACAAGAGAUUCCAAGAUCCCUUCGAUCCUAGGAUCCAAGGUGUUGUUUGACGACAUUCCAGGUGUGUUUUUCUGUUGUGCCAUGGCUGCCAUGGUCAACAGUCAACACACUUAUAAAUCUCGAAGGAAAUAUUCAUGCAUA